ACGGAAUUUAUAUGUAUACUUAACAUAUGCAAUAACUUUUUUCUUGGAUUACAAGAAAAACAUGAACUCUCACAUGCCGAUAUCUACAAUAAUAGCAACCUUUAAAUAGUGCUAAUGAAUGCAGAAUUAGAAAUCCUUGGUUUGAAUGCCUGUGAUGUUGUAGUGAAUCAUACAUAUAAACACUUCACUGGGGGAAAAAUAGUUCGAAGUCACUGUUUAACAUAGCAGUAAAACUUUUACAAAGCAGUCAUGUUAAGAUGGCAAAGAGUCCCAGUUUGCAUUAAAAGUAGUUUCAUUAAAUAUUCCGCCUUCCACAUUAUCUUAUGCACUUAGAACCAACUCCUCUCUGAUUGGCAGAGAGGGCAUUAAGGUGCUAUUUGUAGUGACCCAACUCCCUUCUACCUGUGGACCUGCUUGCAAGACCAUUCAAGCUGCAGCUCUUAAAAAACAGAAACAUCUUCCAGUUCUCCUUAACUUUUCUUUGCAAUAUCACUACCUUUUCCUGCAUCACAAGAACCAAAUGAAGAGCAAAAAGGAAGAACGGGAGAUGUCAGGAGUCAUCGUGAAUCAGUUUGCAGAAGAGGCUCCAUCCACAGAGAGGCCUAAGAAUGGCUACUUUUUCCAAGAGAUGGAACUGAGGGAUGGGGAGCAGGACUAUGUGGAGGAUUCACCUACUACCAACAAGGACCACAUUUAUGACAAUGAGAUCCAGAUCAGUCCUUCAGAUCCUGAAGGACCUGGAUUUGGGCUUUUAAACACAACAAGAAGAUAUGUUAAGCCCAUGAACUUCGAGGAGGAAGUCCGCGCCCACAGAGACCUGGAUGGCUUUCUGGCCCAGGCAAGCAUCCUUCUGGAUGAAAAAGCUGCCACUCUGGAUGAGGUGCUAAGGCGAAUGUUAACUCAUGUUGUGGUCGAAGGCCGUGAGAGUUGGGAUGUGGAUGAGAUCAUGAACUCACUGUUCACAGACGCAGGAAGGAAAGAGAUCAAUGUUCAUCUUCUGUCAGAAACCAUUCAGGGUGUGACGGCAACUUCUACUGGCAUUCAUUACCAGCAGUCCUGGCUUUGUAUUCUCUCGAAUGUGAGGAAUCUGCAGAGACGGCAUGUCUGCAUCACCCGGCUGGAGAGGCCACAAAACUGGGGUGUCAACUGUUGUGAAGCUCGCUACGUCAUCCUUAUCCUCGCUCCGCCUAGAACAAAAAGCACCAAGACAGCCAUUGAGGUGGGUAGAACAUUUGCAACAAUGUUCUCUGACAUUUCCUUCAGACAGAAGCUUCUGGAGACAAAGAACGAAGAGGAGUUCAAACAGGAGCUUAUCAACCACCGACAACAGCUCUCUGUAAUCAGUGAUAAACCGGUCAUAGAGGAAGUGGAGGACUCAGAUCCACGCAGGGGCAAACCACUCCAGUGCAUAUAUUUCUUCAGAUUUGGUAAGGGUGUUUAUGAUGACCUCCGCCGCAGACUGCCUCUAUACCCAUCAGACUUCACAGAUGGUAUAAUUGGAAAUGACCGCUCUCUCUUGAAGUACACCACCACUGCAAUUUUCCUCUACAUUGCAAUUCUACUCCCUGCCAUUGCCUUUGGUUCAUUGAAUGAUGAAAGCACAAGAGGAGAAAUAGAUGUUCAGAAGACCAUUGUUGGCCAGAGCAUUGGAGGAGUGAUCUAUGCUUUGUUUGCUGGCUCACCACUUGUCAUUCCGCUGACUACUGCACCACUGGCCAUCUUCAUAAGCGUCAUCAGGGGUAUUUGUGAUGACUACGACCUCGACUUUGAUGCUUUCUACGCCUGCAUCGGUUUAUGGAACAGCUUGUUCCUCAUCCUCGGAGGCUUAUUCAAUGUCAGCCUGCUGAUGAAACUCUUCAAACGCUCAACAGAAGAAGUGAUUGCAUUGUUCAUCUCAAUUGCAUUUGUUGGCGAUGCGGUGAAAGGCACAAUCAAAAUUUUUCACCAUUAUUACCACGGGCCCAUUCUUACGACCACAAACAAAACACUGGUGCUUCAGCAGAUUAAUGAGAUUCUAGACAGUGCAAAAAACAAGACAGAAACCAUACUGGAGCAUCACAGUGAGACCGGGAUGAUGUCAGGACAUGCAGAGGGGCACGAGUCAAUCUUCCUGCCUGAGUCUUUGGUGUUAUGCACAAGAGAAAGACCCAUCCUCUGUCUUCUGCUCAUGUUGGGGACUUUGUGGCUGGGUUAUACACUCUACCUCAUCAAGAGGAGCCCAUAUCUGAAUGACAAAAUCAGAGAGGUGGUGUCUGACUGUGCUUUGCCUGUGUCUGUGCUGAUACUCUCCUUCAUUGGCUCCUACCUUUUCAUUGACAUACAGCUUCCCGUGUUCAGUGUACACGAUGGUCCGAUCUUCAAGUUCCCUCCAUUUGAAAAGCUGUCAGGAAUGAAUGCACUGAGUGCAGUUGGUCUGGGGUUCCUACUUGCUUUGCUCAUCUUUAUUGACCAGAACAUCGUCAUUUCACUGACACAUGUGCCGGAACACAAGUUGCUAAAAGGCACAGCAUUCCACUGGGACUUAAUGCUGACUGGCUUCAUUAACAUCCUCAUGUCCUGUCUGGGGUUGCCAUGGAUGCACGCUGCUUUCCCACAUUCCUCUCUGCAUGCCCGUCAGCUUGCCAAAGUAGAACAGCAAGUAGAGAACGGACACCUCUACACGACAAUUGUUAGUGUGAAGGAAACACGUUUGACCUCACUGGUGGCCAACAUCUUGAUCGGCCUGUCCAUGUUCAUGCUGCCCAUUCCUCUGCAGUGGAUUCCCAAGCCUGUCCUCUAUGGGCUCUUCCUUUACAUUGCCGCCACUUCACUGGAUGGAAAUCAAAUGGUGGACCGCAUGACCCUCCUGCUAAAGGAACAGACCUCCUAUCCUCCCACUCACUACAUUCGCCGUGUGCCUCAGAGGAAGGUCCACUACUUCACGGGGCUGCAGAUAAUCCAGCUGAUCAUUCUGUGUGCAUUCGGGAUGUAUCCUCUGCCCUACAUGAAGAUGGUUUUCCCCUUGCUGAUGAUCCUGCUGGUCCCUGUCAGGACGAGCUUACUUCCAAGAAUGAUUGAGGCCAAGUAUCUGGACAUCCUGGAUUCACAAUACAUGUAGAACUUUAAAGCAAUUUCAUGACAAGAUUCAGUUUCUCCAGGAAUAAAUUAUCUGAUGAAGACUGCAAGAUUUCACUAUCAUUUAAAACCAUCAUUUGCUUUUUUAUAGUUCAUUGCAAAUAUAACUUAAAUGUAGCUGACUUUACUAUGGAAAAUCACUGCAUAUUUGUUGUAUGUAACAUUUUAACUUUAACAAAGGUUUUCAUGCACAGAGAAGUGUUUCGAGUAGCCCUUGACAAUGAGUGUAAUCCCUUUAGAAUUAAGUGGAAUUUAAAUUUUUAUCUGAAAUAACAGUGGUAUUAUAGAAUAAAAUCAUAUAGAAUAGUUUUGUUAAGAGGGUAAUAAUUCACAAUUAUAGAGACAAGAAGGAAUCAUUAUAUAAUAGGUCAUUUUAAGUAGUGCAUAAUUUUAGUGGAAAAGGAAACCAUAAAUGUAAAUGUUAAACUGCUCAACUAUUAUUGUUAAAAAACUGCAGCGUACUUUUCACUACCUUUAAUUAGACAAAACAAAAACGGCGAAAAAUUGCAGAAGUAACAGACUGAAGGACUAGAGAAGCUUCCACCUCCUCCUCAAAUGAAACAUUAUCAGAAAAAAGGGAAAAAAGAAAAGAAAGAACAAAGAAGAAAAGCCAAAGACAAGAAGAACAAAAAGAAAGCAAAUAAAUGAACUAGAAAUAAAAACAUAUUCACAGUUAAUAAGAAUAGUUUAUUGUUACUUCUGUUGUGUUCAAGUUUGGGUUUGCAUAUAAAUAAUAAAAAACACAUAAUUCUAUUGGACUCUCUGUUCAUUCACAUUGAUCAGUUUUUGUACUUUGCUUAUAGUCCUUUUAAAUGUUUGUGUAAGGAAAAAAAAACUAAGUUUGACUUGGCUCCAUGAUUGUGGACCUUUGAUGGACCUUUGCCCUGCAGUGUUUGCUACUGUGUAUUUUCUCUUGUAAGUAGAAACGAUAGAAUAGUCCUUAUCACAUUUUUAUGUCCAACAUAAAAGAACUGAAACUUGAAACUUGAAAGAACUUGAAACUUAAACAUCUGCGAUGCGAACCAAUAUAGUGCACAAUAAAUGUGUAAAAAAAAACCCCCAAAAAAACCAAGGUCAGCUACAUAAUGUGGUCCAUGCUACUAAGGAUAACGCAUAUUUACAAUAUAAAAUGAAGAAAGUUUAACAGUUAUUUCCACAAAAAUACCUGGAAAUUGCAGACUAAUUAAAAUUAAUUACAUUAUAAUUUAUCUCUUUUCUGUAAACUAUCUGGCAGUUAUGCACUGCUUACAAUUAAUUACAUACUACUAAAGAUUAUUUUUGAACUGCUUAAAACUACUUAAACACAACUUAUAAUUAUUUAAAGUUUUUUUUCCUGUAAAAUAUAGUUACACGCUGCUAAAAAUUACUUAUGCACUACUUAAAAUUACUUACAGUGUAGUUAUUUUUUUCUUUCCUUUAAAAACUUGAAUCAUUACCCCAUUAGUUUAGUGUAUCAGUUGUAUGUACAUGUUUGUUUUAUUACAUGGUAUUACCAGGUAAAAUACAUGGAAAUUCUAUUUAAUUCUAGGGAAAAUCACUCUUAGUUGCAGGCUGUAUUAUAAAGUGCUAGGGGAACCUGAAAUUGCCAUGUUAGAGGCUUUCAGCACUUGUGCCCACAGACCAAAACAACACUUUUGAUAGUUACUUGGAGGGAAUCAGUAUUGCCAAUGAAAGAACAGAAUAUUGGUGGGAUUUUCUUUGCAGCCAGUGUCUUGAGUUCUCAUUUGCAGACAUUACAGACACAAGUGACGCUGCACGGGUUUGGAACACAUACUCCAUCAGGUCAUUGAAAUGUGUUUUUCGAUUGACCAAAGCCAGUUGUAUAUAGACUGUACAAUAUUCUUAUGGAUGAGUCCAUCAAUAGACCAACAUAUCAUACUGCAAACUUUUAUUGUUGUGGACAACUAUGAUAUUUUCCCAAAUUACAGUGGGAAUCUGGGGCUUUUAAUUAUUUGUUUGAAGAGUCCCUUUCUAUAUGCCCAAUAAUUAAUAUUUGGUUAAUGUCCCUAAGAAAGAGGCAUUAUUUAACCUUGGUUGGUGAAUUUAUCUGAAAUCUUUUUAGCAGUUGAAUAUUCAGUUUUCUUUGCACCUACUGAACAGUAGGUUGAUUCAAAUGUUAGUUUGACACCACUCACCACUCUUGGACGGUCAUCACAGUAUACAUAUUUGAAGCAGAACAAAUAAACUAUUUGUGUGAAAUACAAUCAAACUUUUAGUGCUUCUCGAAUGUAUGUACACAGAAAUGCAAAUGACUGAAAAACACAGUAACAGAAUCUGUACAUGAGCUACCUGUGUUCCUAAGCGUGUAGGAGAGGUGUAGCCAGCACAAAUAAUAACAUAUUUUCAACAACUACAUAUAUUGUAAAAUCCAGUGUCUCUCAAAGAGACAAACACACUUUCCUUUCUGAUAGUUUUAGCUAUAGACAUCCCAUGGGUAUGGACUUUGGAUCUUGGAGAAUGGCCCUAUGAGCUAUUGUUUCAGUGGCAGGUAGCAUGUUGCUCUUAGGAGGUACAGAGUAGGUCCUUGUAAAAAGGUCGAACAAACUCCUUUUCAUUAUUUUCAUCCAUUGUGGUCUUCUCAAGAGCUGAUCCCUCAACAGGAAGGAGGUAGUUGAGAAACAAUGUCAUCAGGAUGUUCAGAUGCAGUUCAGAAUGAAAGCCUUUGAUAGUCUCAGCAGAAUGGCAUCAUGGUCUUUCAUUCACAUCAGUCCAACUGUCGACCAUUCAGCCUCAAAAAUCCAGCAUCACUUUUGGAACUUGGGUUCAGAAGGUCAAGUGAACAAGUUAACAUAGUUUUUUUUUUUUUUUUUUUUUAAAUCAUAUUUUGUUAAUCCUUUCAUUUGAAUUUAUGUAUAGAGUUGUGUAAAGAAGACAUGCUUCAGUUUAAAAUGUGAUGCUGAUGCUAUGAUAAGGGAUGUGAUAACUUCUGUGUAAGCUGAAAAGCCUGUGUGAAAAAGAAAUUCUAACUGUGAAGGUGUGAGUUCACACUAGUGAGUUUCUGUUCAAAAACACUGAAGCCAGAUUUCACAAGAACCACUCCAGCAUUUAGAUGUGAAAAAGAGCUUUUUAUUAAAUUCCAUAAAGAU
This is a messenger RNA of Oreochromis niloticus (Nile tilapia), 6200 nucleotides long. Its product is annotated as sodium bicarbonate transporter-like protein 11. The transcript is spliced from 20 exons. Gene Ontology annotation, molecular function: solute:inorganic anion antiporter activity. Bases 521 to 3097 code for a protein of 858 amino acids. Lineage: Eukaryota; Metazoa; Chordata; Actinopteri; Cichliformes; Cichlidae. Gene Ontology annotation, cellular component: plasma membrane; basolateral plasma membrane. Gene Ontology annotation, biological process: monoatomic anion transport; monoatomic ion homeostasis; transmembrane transport. The record is from RefSeq and is a predicted model, not a curated record.